AAUCCAGCCAUUCCAUUGAAUUAAAAAGACCAUUGCCUCCCUCUUCCCUCGGAUCUCUCUCGGUCUCCUCCUCUGCCGGAUAAAGAAACCCCAUGGAGCGAGCACCAACCCGAACCGAAUCCGAAUAUUUUCUCGGACUAUCCGCACACUUCUUGACCCUCCGGAACCUACCCAUGUGCCGGCAAUACGCCCUCCGAGUCAGAGAAUCCGGCACCGACAAACACUCCGUCGCCGAGCAGAUCCUCGCCGUCGCCGACGUCCUACUCUCCGCCGAGAACCGCCUUUGUAAUAGACAUCUUGACUACUUGUCCAUCCUCCAAAUCCGACGGGCCGACUCCGGGAACCGCCACCUCGUUCAGAGCCAGUACGAGAAGCUCGCGGCUCUCCUUAACCCAAACGUCAACAAGUUCGCUUUCUCCCAGGACGCCAUCGGACUCGUCUGGGAAGCUUGGUCCGUGCUCUCCGACCCAGAAAAGAAGGCCCGGUACGAGAAGGAAAUCGGCUUGCCGGAAAAGCGCAACGAGCACAAGGAGAAGAAAGGGACCGAGAGCGAGGGUACUGACACAUUCUGGACCUUGUGUCCGUACUGUUACUGCAUGUACGAGUACGAGAAGAAUUACGAGGGAUGUUGCCUUAGGUGCCAGAACUGUAGGCGGGCGUUUCAUGGGAUGGCGGUAAAUGCGCCGCCGACGAGUAUAUUGGUGGAGGAAGGGACUGGGAAGGAGCGUUACCAUUGUUGCUGGGCCUAUUUCCCUCUGGGGUAUAACAAAGGAGCGGCGAACUGUAGGAAGGGGAAUGCCGGAAUCGAUGUGGGAGGGGAGAAGAGGAACGUGAAUACUGUGGCUAGGAAAACCAAUAAUAUUAUGAGGAGUAGGAGGAAUGGCUUGGGAAGAACGAAUUCGAACUUGGAAUUUGAAGAGGCAAGUGGGAGUGGAAAUCGUGAGGGUGGGUUGGAAUUCUAUGAGGGGGAUGAUGAUGUCUAUAUUGGUAUAGUGGCUACGCCCUGACGCUUGAUGAUGAGAAUUGGAAAUGCAGAGGAACUCAACUCAAUAGGUUUGUAAAAGUAGUUCCUUUCUUCGUAUUCUUGUCUAUAGGAUUUAGCAUGACUUAGCAAGUAGUGCUGGACAGGGGAUUUUGUGUGUUAGUUGCCUCUUCAGUUGGAAAAUGAAAGGUAAAUUACCAUCUUAUAGUUGCUUUUGAGUAAGAUUGCUUUCAUUUUUGAGUUCAAAACGAAUGCUAUAGUUAUGAUAUAUGGUUGAAGAUGAAAAAGGUGAGGAAUUGUGUUGGUAAUAGUUUUCAAUGAUUUGCUUCCUGUUUGUUUACAGUAAUUUAUUCAUGCGGUUGUAAAUUAUGCGUUACUUUUGAGAAUUGGUCUGAUCCUGUUGUUGAGCAAUGCUUGUAGUGAAUGUUGUCGAAGAUCUACUCAAUGCGUUCAGCAAAAACAAAAUUUUCAGACAUCGGUCUUCUCUGAACUUCUUUGAAACCUAGAAAUUUCUUUUACACCUGUCCCACACCAAUCAUUUUUCUUUUCCUAUUCAGAUUCCUGAAAGUACUUGCUUCCAUUCCAUUUGUUCUUCUCAGUUGUUGAGCUCGUCAAUAUAUUGUAAUUGGUUUUGGAAGAUGCAGUCUUGGCUAUCGGUCAUCCACUCUUCUUCUUCAAUAUAACCGAAAAUGUAUAGACUACUGGUUUUUUAGUGAGAUGGUAUUUGUAGCACCAAUUUCCUCUCAAAAUAAAAACUAUUGAUGUACACCAUAGGAGUUGCUUGUUGUGCCUCUAUUCAGGAUGUUUUGCACAGAAUCCGUAUAAUUAAUAAUUUGCUUUCUAAUGAACUUUAGAAGCUUGCACUUGGGGUUGAGUUGUAGCACGUACUUUUACUAAUCAUAGCUUUCGAGUGAGGUGUCAUAUCUUACAAGUGGGUUAAUCAUCAAAUAAAAUAAAAAAACAAGUGGAUUGUCCAGCUUCUGUACACUUCCUACUUCAUGUAUGCUUGCGUUCAUUUUUUGCAAAGGUUUCCAACUACCAAGAGCAUCGGCUUUCCUGCUAUUUGGUCAAAAUGCUUAACUAAAUCAUGUAUUUGUGUUAGCUCAAAUUAUCACUAUUCGUCACGUAAAAGACGCUGUUAAAGGCACUAUCAAAACUAGAUCACAUCCUGCCAGCCUUUGAACAAAGCUUUUUUUGGGCUGAAUCAAGCAGAGUAUUGAAUAUUGAAUGUGGUGUUUAUGGUUGGAAAGCAAUGGGCCGUGCUUUGAAGAUAGAGAACAGUCGUUGAGAGGAAUUAGAGGGUUUUUCUUUUGUACCUUAUGUCUUUGUGCGAAGGUUAUUGUUUUGAAUGGGGACAACUUUCAUGAUCUUCUUUUAGCUUCUACCAGUUCCUAGCAAGUGUUUUUUCUUGUAUGCUUCCUGUGUACUUAGGCUAUGCCUAUUUACUUGACUCAAGAAAACUUCUUAUUACUUAUAUAUAUAUAUAUAUAAAGAGUAUUGAAUAUUGAAGCUUGGUUUGCUUAAUAAUUUUAAUACGAGUCGAAUUUGAGCUCAUGACUGAGCUAUGUUCUACAUUCAGUCUGUUCCUUAGAUUCUUUUAGCAAGCAUAAUCUCGAGAAUAUAGAAAAGGAACCUUGGCUUGUCUUUUUCAAUCAGUUGUCUAAAGAUUGAAAUCUGAUUUCAGAUUUUUCCUAGAGGAAAUAUUGGAUUAUAUCAACCAUUUUAGAUUAUAUGAUCUUAUUUUUAAUCAUAAAAUCCACAGGUUUGUUAAAUGCCAUUUUUUUUAUAAGUGUGUUAAAUGCCAUUGAUGAGGUUUAAUACCCAAUCUCCCUGACUUAAUUAUAAAUAUCCUCGUUAAAUUUGCUUCAAAUGGCAUCACGAAAGCAAAUAUUUUUCUUCAUAGUGGAAGGCAAAUUCUGUAGGGGCAAAUUUGUUCUCACUCCAUGGCUCUACAACAACAGGUUGCAUUUCUUCUUACUGUUUAGUUUCGAAGUUGCAAGUCAGGGACGUGUACAUACAAACUAGCAUUUCUCGAGGACUUAUCUCAACUGAUUCCAUGGGCAGCAGAUCAUUCUUCAAACCAAAAUCAAAAGUCAGACCAAACAACUCAAUGCCAAGAAGCACAGCAAGGCAGAGAGGAGACAUAGGAGGCGAAUCAAUGAUCAAUACCACACUCUUCACAAGAUCCUCCCAAACUUAAUCAAAGAUUGUGUGUAAUUCAAAUGAACAGACAACAAGGCAACGGUGCUUGCGGAGAUGGUGAGGCAAGUGAGGGGGUUGAGGAAGACGGCCUCAGAUUUGGAAGCAGUAUGCGAUGGUACUAGCAAUAAGGACUGCAUAUUCCCAUGCAAGGCAGACAAGCUGAGUUUGGAACACUGAUGAUGAUUGGGAGGCAGUUAAGGUCAUGUUCAGCUGCGAGGAUAGGCCAGGAUUGAUGUCAGCCAUGGAAAGGGCACUCAGGUCAGUGCAAGGGAGGCUGGUGAGGUCUUAGAUGGUGACAGUGGGGGGGAGGACCAAGAGUGUGUUGUGGGUGCAAGGGCUAAGUGGUGGCAAUGCUGAAGGGAUUGUAAAGCUAAGGAGAGCUUUGAAGUGAGAUCAUAGACAGGCCCAUCUUGCCAGGGAUCGCGAAGAAGCGACAGCUCGCUCAAUGAAAACCUUCAGUUAAUGCAUGAAUUCCAUAGCUCUAGAUACAUCAUAAGAUGGGUGGUUUAAAAAACUGAUGGUUUCUCCAGUUCAGAUGUUUCUUGUUUUAUUUUCAUUUUCAUUUUCAGUUUAGUAAUUCUAUCUGAAUCCUGAUAAUGUUGAUUGGUAA
Molecule: messenger RNA, 3794 nt
Organism: Carya illinoinensis
Lineage: Eukaryota; Viridiplantae; Streptophyta; Magnoliopsida; Fagales; Juglandaceae
Exons: 3
Coding region: 93-1007 (304 amino acids)
Source: RefSeq, a predicted model, not a curated record